UGUUUUCUUUUAUUCUAAGAGUUGAACUUUGCAUUUGGUCGCACCAACAACCCCCCGUUUUCCAGAAGGGGCGGAGCCACGUAGCCCUUGCUUUUAUAUCCGAGAGGUGAGAAACGGAGGCAGUGUAAUUACAGGAGGAGGCAGCGGAUAAGGGUAACGUUCUUGGACAGUCAUGAUCUAGGACUGAGCAACUCCAAGACCCUUGCUGGAGUUACAGUUGCAUAGUUACAGCUGAAGAUGUUGCGCUACAUGAUCAUCUUCUUUACACUUCUUAUGCAGGCUCUAAAUGUCCGAGCCCAGUGUGAAAUGCCUCCUGUUGGAGAAAACAAGAUUAUGAUUGAUAUUCCAGACCAACAGACUUUUCCUGAAGGCUCCACUGUAAAGUUCAAAUGUUCCACCGGUUAUAUUCCAGUAAGAUCAACGGCUUCCAGGUCAAUCACCUGCAAUGGAAACCAGUGGAGCAAACUCCAACUUCAGUGUAAAAAAAAAUCCUGUGGAAAUCCUGGUGAGGUUCUCAAUGGAAAGUAUUUAUUUUCAGAAGGCAUUCUGUAUGGCGCAACAAUCACAGCGCAGUGUAAUGAAGGUUAUCUGCUUGUUGGACACUCAACGAGAAAUUGCAGAGAAAGUGGUUGGGAUGAGAGAUCUCCUGUAUGUGAAGUGGUGAAGUGUCUACCACCUCCCAGUAUAAUAGAUGGAGAAUUUGAACCAGUGGAGGAAUCCUAUGCCUAUGGAGAAGGAGUCCUUUACUCUUGUAAGAGAGGUCUUGAUCUUUUUGGAUCUUCGCUAGUAACAUGUUCCAAUAAUGGAAAUUUUCAGCCUGCUCCUCCUCGGUGUCUUUCUGUGACUUGUGAGAAACCUGAAAUCCAAAAAGCAUUUAGAAUCGAAGGAAAAUCGCCACCUUAUAAAUACAGAGACUUUGUCCGCCUCCAGUGUAUUAAAGGCUACAAAAUGGAUGGGUCUGAUACCCUGAUUUGUACAGAAGAUGGGUGGGAUCCACCUUCUACUCAGUGCACUAUUGUGACCUGUUUUCCACCUCGUGGUAUAAGCAAUGGACAAUUCUACCCUCAGGAGGAGAUAUAUGAGUAUGAAGACACAGUCACAUACACAUGUAAUGAAGGAUUUAGACUUAGAGGCUUUCCAAGAAAAUCAUGUACAGAACAUGGAACAUUUCAACCUUCUCCUGAGUGUCAGGAGAUCACCUGUGAUCCACGAGCCAUCCGAAACGUUAUUGUUGAAAGGUCAUCAUUGUACAAAUACAAUACAUCAAUCAAAAUCACGUGUGAAAAAGGCUACAAAACAGUGGGGUCUGAUCAACUGACUUGUGGGGAAACUGGAUGGCGUCCAAAUUCCACACCGUGCACUGUUGUGACCUGCUCUCCACCUCUUGUUAUAAGCAAUGGACAAUUCAGACCUCAGAAGAUGUUAUAUAAGUAUGAAGACAGAGUCACAUACACAUGUACUGAAGGAUAUAGAAUUAAAGCCUCUGCAACAAUAUCAUGUACAGAACAUGGAACAUUUCAACCUUCUCCUGAGUGUCAGAUUGUGACCUGUUUUCCACCUCGUGGUAUAAGCAAUGGACAAUUCUACCCUCAGGAGGAGAUAUAUGAGUAUGGAGACACAGUCACAUACACAUGUAAUGAAGGAUAUAGAAUUAAAGCCUCUGCAACAAUAUCAUGUACAGAACAUGGAACAUUUCAACGUUCUCCUUGGUGUCAGGAGAUCACCUGUGAUCCACGAGCCAUCCGAAACGUUAUUGUUGAAAGGUCAUCAUUGUACAAAUACAAUACAUCAAUCAAAAUCACGUGUGAAAAAGGCUACAAAACAGUGGGGUCUGAUCAACUGACUUGUGGGGAAAAUGGAUGGCGUCCAAAUUCCACACCGUGCACUGUUGUGACCUGUUUUCCACCUCGUGGUAUAAGGAAUGGACAAUUCUACCCUCAGGAGGAGAUAUAUGAGUAUGAAGACACAGUCACAUACACAUGUAAUGAAGGAUAUAGAAUUAAAGCCUCUGCAACAAUAUCAUGUACAGAACAUGGAACAUUUCAACGUUCUCCUUGGUGUCAGGAGAUCACCUGUGAUCCACGAGCCAUCCGAAACGUUAUUGUUGAAAGGUCAUCAUUGUACAAAUACAAUACAUCAAUCAAAAUCACGUGUGAAAAAGGCUACAAAACAGUGGGGUCUGAUCAACUGACUUGUGGGGAAAAUGGAUGGCGUCCAAAUUCCACACCGUGCACUGUUGUGACCUGUUUUCCACCUCGUGGUAUAAGGAAUGGACAAUUCUACCCUCAGGAGGAGAUAUAUGAGUAUGAAGACACAGUCACAUACACAUGUAAUGAAGGAUAUAGAAUUAAAGCCUCUGCAACAAUAUCAUGUACAGAACAUGGAACAUUUCAACGUUCUCCUUGGUGUCAGGAGAUCACCUGUGAUCCACGAGCCAUCCGAAACGUUAUUGUUGAAAGGUCAUCAUUGUACAAAUACAAUACAUCAAUCAAAAUCACGUGUGAAAAAGGCUACAAAACAGUGGGGUCUGAUCAACUGACUUGUGGGGAAAAUGGAUGGCGUCCAAAUUCCACACCGUGCACUGUUGUGACCUGUUUUCCACCUCGUGGUAUAAGGAAUGGACAAUUCUACCCUCAGGAGGAGAUAUAUGAGUAUGAAGACACAGUCACAUACACAUGUAAUGAAGGAUAUAGAAUUAAAGCCUCUGCAACAAUAUCAUGUACAGAACAUGGAACAUUUCAACGUUCUCCUUGGUGUCAGGAGAUCACCUGUGAUCCACGAGCCAUCCGAAACGUUAUUGUUGAAAGGUCAUCAUUGUACAAAUACAAUACAUCAAUCAAAAUCACGUGUGAAAAAGGCUACAAAACAGUGGGGUCUGAUCAACUGACUUGUGGGGAAAAUGGAUGGCGUCCAAAUUCCACACCGUGCACUGUUGUGACCUGUUUUCCACCUCGUGGUAUAAGCAAUGGACAAUUCUACCCUCAGGAGGAGAUAUAUGAGUAUGAAGACACAGUCACAUACACAUGUACUGAAGGAUAUAGAAUUAAAGCCUCUGCAACAAUAUCAUGUACAGAACAUGGAACAUUUCAACCUUCUCCUGAGUGUCAGGCACAAUGUGAUGCACCCUCUGUUGGAGAAAACAGGAUUCUUACUGAAGAUUCAGGCCAAGCUACUUACCCUGAGGGAACUACACUAACAUACAAAUGUUCCACUGGUUACCUGCCUGUGCAGGCUGGAAGUUCCAGGUCAAUCACCUGCACAGGAAAACAGUGGACUGAACUACAACUUCAGUGCCAAUUAAAGUCCUGUGGAAGUCUGGGUGAGUUGGCCAAUGGAAAGUAUUUAACUCCAGAUGGAAUUAAGUUUGGUGCAACAGCCACUGCACAAUGUAACAAAGGGUAUAUGGUUGUUGGAGAGAAAACUAGAACUUGUCAGGAUGAUGGCUGGGAUGGCAGAGACCCAGUGUGUGAAGCACAAUGUGAUGCACCCUCUGUUGGAGAAAACAGGAUUCUUACUGAAGAUUCAGGCCAAGCUACUUACCCUGAGGGAACUACACUAACAUACAAAUGUUCCACUGGUUACCUGCCUGUGCAGGCUGGAAGUUCCAGGUCAAUCACCUGCACAGGAAAACAGUGGACUGAACUACAACUUCAGUGCCAAUUAAAGUCCUGUGGAAGUCUGGGUGAGUUGGCCAAUGGAAAGUAUUUAACUCCAGAUGGAAUUAAGUUUGGUGCAACAGCCACUGCACAAUGUAACAAAGGGUAUAUGGUUGUUGGAGUGAAAACUAGAAAUUGUCGAGAUGAUGGUUGGGAUGGGAGAGACCCAGUGUGUGAAGCGGCGAAAUGUCAAACACCUUCCGAUAUACAGAAUGGAAUGUUUGAGCCCUUGAAGGAUGUUUAUGAUUAUGGUGAGGCAGUCAUAUACUCUUGUAAUAAAGAUUACACUCUUGUUGGAGAUUCAGAAAUGGUCUGUCCUGACAACGGAACCUUUCCUCCUCCUCCUCGGUGUUUAAAGAUCAGCUGUGAUGGAUUUAUGGUUGAAAAUGCACAGAGAAUUGAAGGCAGAGCACCACCCUACAAAUACUUAGAGUUUGUCCGGUAUAAGUGUAAUGAAGGCUUCAGGAUGGAAGGGUCAGCCUUCCUGAAAUGUGAAGUAAACGGAUGGAGUUCACCUCCUCCAAAGUGCAUUGAUACAACAGUCCCAAUCCCGCCAGGUCCAAUCCCUCCAGGUCCAGUCCCAACUACCAGUGCUCCCCCAGUUCCCAAUGGAAACACUACGGUGAUUUGGAUUGUGAUUGGGGUUUUGCUUGCACUUAUCCUUGUUGGGGGAUUAGUGUUUUACUUAACGAAAAGAACUCAUUGGGGAAAGGUGCCCACUAGAAAUGAAGGGAGCACUUAACAUCAAUGUCCUGAGCUUAGUCCAGGUGAAAACUGUCUGGUGUUCCCCUGCUUCCUGCUGGUCUUUGUUUUCCAUCGGAACUGAUCUAGGAGUGAUCAGAGCUCUUGUUUCAUUUUUUUUCUCUUGAAUUUGUGCCCACCAGAUUAUGUGUGAUCAUGUACUUUGUUUUAGAUUAAGACUUUCUCCUUUAGGACAGGGGCUCCCAAUCAUUUUAACAACAUAGACCAGAUUAUAGCUGAAAGAGGGUUAGAAGUAGGUAUAAAGAUAUAGCAGUGCAUCUGUAUACUUGUUUGUGUAUGGAUCACCACUGAGGAUUUGUUGUCUGUAACAAUAUGAUUUAUUCUGACCUUUGGUGGAGAUGAUUAUUUAUAAGUACCAAUUUAUAUCAUUUGCACUAAUGUAUAAGGGUGACAAACAUGAAUGUUAAAAGCGAAACCAGAGACACGUCAAUUGUUCUGAAAGCUUACAGUUUUUGCCUCAUUUGACACGUUUCCUCCACAAUGGAAAGUAUAAUGCCUUCACAGCCAAACUGUUGUGUGUUGUGGCCAGUGGUUGGGGACCUCUGCUUUGACUACUGAUUUGAGCUAGAACUAUUAAUUAAUUUCAUUUGAAUUAUUAUCUUGUUCUCUUAAAAUAUUUCAGCAUAGAUCAAACGAACAAAAGUAUACAAAUUCAAUCCAUUCAGUGCACUUUUUAAGUUCUGGCUUUUAGCACUGCCUUGUGUAUAAUAUUCACUUAUAAGAGUCAACAGCUAAUCAUGUGAACAGAACAAUUUAGGCUCUGUUCCUGUUUAGCAUCAGACAAGAUCUUUACCUUUUGACUCAUGUUGCAUGUGAUGAAACAAACAAGGAAACGAUAUUAGACAAAUACCCUAACUGGAACAUCCUGAUAUCUCUCAUUUCUCAUAUAAUGUUUUCAUUUUUCUUCACAUAUUCUCUAAACCCACAUAACUCAAAAAUAUAUACACCACUGUGCUGGCUUGCUUGUGCUUGUUGCAUCUAAAUCACUGAGAGUGGUUAUGCCACUUGGGUCCAAGCAGCAGUUGUCGAUAAAUAUGACUUGUAGCUUUAACGUACAUUCUAUAAACUCUUCUUAUCAGCAGUCGAGAUCUGCUAAGUAAAAUUUCAGACAAAACCCAACUUGCUGUUAGCAAGUGAUCUCCCUGACUAUAAUUUAAUAGUCUUUAAAAAUCUUUUAUAAUAUUUAUAAGAUUAAAGAAUGUGUUUGAGAAUUGACUGUUACUAGAAAAUACAUGUAGAGAAAGGUAAACCAUUUGUGUUCUGUGUUUGACUUGUUAAUAGAACAGGAACAUUUCUAAAUCUUCUUAAAAUAUCCAAAGCCUUAAUUUUACCCAAAUGGAACUCAAAAUCAUCUUUUGUUUUAUUUUUAGCUGGAACUGUGUCAAUUAUAAUCUGAUUUUCUUUCUUUUUUUUAUUUUUUAUUUUGAUGUGUUCAUGUAGUAUCGAUGAGCAUACCUUUGAAACUAGCAGAAUGAUUCUAGAUUGAUUGUUUAGAUUGAUAUAAAUAUUUUGUGCUAGUCAAAAUAUCUUGCCAUUAUAAUGUUUUUGGUUAAUGUUUUUAAGUCUGCCUUGUAAUUUAUUUGUAAACUGUAUUCUUAUGUAGUUACAGAGUGUCUUGUCUUUUAGAGUUUUUAGAUAUUCUGGUUUGGAGUGAAAUGCCCAAAAAACAAAAAGAAGGCCAUGAACUACAAUAGAUAUGCGAUGUUGCUUUUCCUUAGUAUCUGGUAAAGCGUUCCACACUAAAAAGCAAAAAGACUGUACUCCAGCAUCGUUCUAACGUUGCUUGAUUGGCCCCUUCAUUGAAAAACAACAGAAUUGAACAACAGGAACUAAAGCAAUCUAUGCCACUUCCUUUGCAGUUAAGAAAGCCUGAAGGUUUUCAUCGAAUUCAUGUUGGAAGUGAAUGUAGUUCCACUGACUUGCAGACACUGUCUAAUCACACAAGUUGUGUUUAUGAUCAGAAAGUGUUGAUCAGUGGUGUUUAUGAUAUUUCUUACUGGUUUUAAGUGAAAGAAAACCCGUUUUUUCACCACUGAAAUUGGAUUUCGCAUCCAGCCUCCAGAGUCUCUGAAGAAGCUACAGAAUUAUUAGUAGUGUAUUUUCAUCAAAUCCUAGACAAAAACUUUAUCUUCAUUCGUGUGGAGAUGAUAUGAUCGACUAAAUUUAAUAAAUAGGCAUUGUAAAUCCUACUAAAAUCAGAAAAGUGAUCAUUAUGUAUUCUGGGCUAAUAAGGCUUUUAAAAUAUGCAACACUGAAUUGGUUCUAUUCCACUGUACACAGAGCGAGCUAAAUUUGCAUUCAAAUAUAUCGUUGCAGGCGUGCAAUCUUCACCCAAUAA
Molecule: messenger RNA, 6756 nt
Organism: Hemibagrus wyckioides
Lineage: Eukaryota; Metazoa; Chordata; Actinopteri; Siluriformes; Bagridae
Product: sushi, von Willebrand factor type A, EGF and pentraxin domain-containing protein 1-like
Exons: 32
Coding region: 238-4398 (1386 amino acids)
Source: RefSeq, a predicted model, not a curated record